AUGCGCGUCUCUACCUUGACUACUUUUGCUCUCGCUGCCGUGGUUUCUUCUGCCGCCGGUAAACGCACACUCCUCAAAAGUUCCUCCGGCGACUUUUUUGUUGGAAACGACUAUGCAGACGACCACGAAGGUUCAGGAAUACUACGGUUCUACGAAAACUCUCGUAAUGAGAAUACUGUGAGCUUCAGUCUUAGUAACGACACGACGCUUUCCUAUGCCCUCCACGGCUAUGAAGCCUACCCUGUCUCCUCGAUGUAUCUAGACCUGCUACUUGGUGGUGGUGUGCCUGAUGGGCCUGACAACCUCAGCUCGGAGAUAUGGGGUGACGAGCUAGGAGAUAGAGAAGCGAAAACCGCCAAGGGCUACUCUUGGGGGGAAAAUGGGAAGUUAGAAUGCUCGAACAGCGCGUUCCAUGGAUGGGUUCACUGUCAAGGUGGUGACUACACGCACAACAACUCCACUUCUUUCUACUGGGCUUCGCAACCAAUUGAAAAAUUGCCAAAGGAAUGCACUCAAGUUGAGCUCUUCAAAAUUGAGGUGUGA
Messenger RNA from Talaromyces rugulosus, 543 nucleotides. RefSeq lists its product as uncharacterized. Lineage: Eukaryota; Fungi; Ascomycota; Eurotiomycetes; Eurotiales; Trichocomaceae. The coding region runs from base 1 to 543 and encodes 180 amino acids. The transcript has a single exon. The record is from RefSeq and is a predicted model, not a curated record.